This is a messenger RNA of Xyrichtys novacula (pearly razorfish), 4665 nucleotides long. Lineage: Eukaryota; Metazoa; Chordata; Actinopteri; Labriformes; Labridae. The record is from the annotation of a GenBank genome assembly.
GUGGGAGAAAGGUUCCUCUUCUAUACACUGUCCCGCGCAGGCAAGAUAACAAUAUAUCACAUUGUUUUCUUCUCAAUAUUUCACAGCUUUUAUUAUGAUAAUUUACAGUUGACAGAUGUAAGAUCCAAACUUAGUUAGCAUUCAUCGGAACUUAAUAUCCGAGCGUAUUUCUGAAGCGGACAUUGACGGUCCCUUCCCGUUUAUAAACAGCUGCCCACUGAACUCGAGUGUAGGAAGCACCGUGGUGGACUAUCGUUAUGUGACUUUCCCCUCGUUUUAGUCCAUUUUCAAUCGUGUUUUUGUCAAGAAUGAUGGAGAAAUUCGAGAGCUACAUUUUCACGGCGCUCUGCAGCACCAACUUCUUGGUCUCCUGUCUGCUGUUCUCCAGGGUGACCCGAGAGCAGAAGGGUCCUUACAUGGACGAGAUUUUUCACGUCCCACAAGCCCAAAAAUACUGCCACGGAAAAUUCAGCGAGGUAAUAUUUAUGCCUUUUUAAUGUCUGUAAUAGAGUCAUGAUAGAGAGAUAGUUGUUAUAGCGGAUUAAGGUUAAAUGACAGAGUCUUUAAUCUGUCUAACAUAAAGGAGGGUAUUAAAGAGCUUUAUGUGCUUUUAACAUGUAGUCUAGAUUAACAAAGCAUUGUCCUGACUGCACAACCCACAGACACAGACAUUGUCCCUUUUGCUGUGAUUUUAACACAAUUUCUGCAUUUUAUUAAAUUAAAUUCCACCUAGUCUGCCUGGUUGACAUCCACAUCCUUCAACUCUUCCAGCUAUAACAGAGAUUUCUAUAAGAAAGCAUUAAAUACAUGAGGUUUUCUAUAAAAUGGCAUAUUUGCAGUCGUUAACUAUUAAGGUAAAUAAAACACAGUAGGGGAGAGUGGGGUAAGAUGCGCCAUUUUUCACAUUUUGGAUCACUACAUCAAGUCAAUCAUAGUUUUGUCUCUAACUAGUGUAUCUGCAUAUAUUUCAAGAUGUUGUUCAUCCCUGCAAACCAGCAGAAUGAGUGUAAAUAUAACUGUCUUGAUAAUAUAGCAUGCCAAAAAAAAGGGGUCUCCUAUGGUCAACUUACCCCGUGUAUGGGGUAAGCCAUCCCUCCUUCACCUUCUCUCUCCUUAAAUAACAGUCACUUCUUCACAUUCAUGUGUAUUUUUUAUCUAUUACACGCUAUUCAACUGGUACAAUAAUUCUUAUUCUUAUUAUUAUUGCAUAUAACUGCUAAAAAGCUGUUUUGUAAAAAGACAGUUUAACAUGAGAAUGUCUUUAAGUGAUUCAGAACAUUCACAGCUGUAUUUUUGAAAAGAAAAAGUAAAACAUUUAAAAUCUGAACUGAAACUCUGAUCCUCUCAACAGACUUAUUAACUUUCUAACUUAAGCAGCUGGCUCAACUUACCCCAGAACUACCAUUAUGACUUUAUUAGUCCUCUAAGCUAAAAUGGUGGACUUUUAUGUCAGGUUUUGUAGCUCAUAGAUACCACAAUUGAUGUAUAAAACAAAUUUAAAAUGACCUUUUUUGGUCUUAACACAAUUCUAUUAAAACUCAUGACAGACUAAAUUCACUUUCAAGAGUGAAAAAUGUUUUUUUUGUAAAUAAAUGUUUAACCCCUUCACCCAUGCACUCCUAACCUUCACAGACUCCAUGAAUUGAUGCCCAUCUCCUAAAUAUUUGGUCACAUGAUCAAUUUCUUUUACCAUUUCAAAGCAACACGGGGGUGGCUCAACUUACCCUUUGGCUCAACGUACCCUACUCUCCCCUAAUGUAAAUUCUACUGGUUUUUAAAGAUGCUGAUUUUUACUCCUCUGCAGUGGGACCCCAUGAUAACCACGCUCCCAGGCCUUUACCUCGUCUCUGUGGGGCUAAUCAAGCCCGUGGUGUGGCUUGCAGACCUCACAGGCGAGGUGGUUUGUUCCACCGCCAUGCUGCGCUUCAUAAACCUGCUUUUCAACUGUGGCAACCUUUACCUGCUCUAUUUGCUCAUUUGCAAACUACACCUCAAGGAAAAGGUAAAUCAAAAGCAGAUCCUGGUUUUGAGUCGAUGAAAUUGUGUUGCCGUUUCUUAUUGAACGUCUUUCUUUCAGAGUCGAACGGCCUCACGCCGAGUCCUCUCUGCGCUGUCUCUGUCCACCUUCCCUGUGCUCUACUUCUUCAACUUCCUUUACUACACGGACGCCGGAUCUACUUUCUUCAUCCUCUUCACCUACCUGAUGACGCUGUACAGCUGCCACAAGGUUUCUGCUUUCCUUGGCGUCUGCUCAGUGCUGUUUCGGCAGACCAACAUCAUCUGGGUUGCGUUCUGCGCCGGCACAAUUGUAGCGGCCAAAAUGGAUGAGGCCUGGAAAGUGGAGCACUCAAAGAAGAGGGAUGAGAAGUCUUCUCCCUCCCAAGUUCCUCUGACUGUCAGUGGAGUUAAGAAAGUGAUGCUUUUCACCGUGGAGUUCCUCACCUCGCCGAGUCAUAUAAAGGCGGUUCUGCUGGUGACCUGGCCUUAUGUGGCGGUUGGCGUAGGUUUCCUCGGGUUUGUGGUGCUGAAUGAAGGGAUAGUGGUGGGCGACAGAUCAAGCCAUGAGGCCUGCCUACACUUCCCCCAACUCUUUUACUUUUUCUCCUUCGCCCUCUUUUUCUCCUUCCCCGUGUCUCUUUGUUUCAGUCGUGUCCUCCGCUUUCUCGAGGCGCUGAAAAAACAGCCUCUAUUCUAUCUCCUUGUCGCUGGUAUCCUUUCGCUUCUGGUGUGGAAGUUCACCUUCGUGCACAGCUACCUCCUCGCGGAUAACCGACACUUUCCCUUUUACGUGUGGAAAAGGCUUUUCCAGAGGCACGAGCUGGUGCGUUUCCUCCUCGUCCCUGCUUAUGUGUUUGCAGGAUGGAAUUUUUUAGACUCUUUCAAGUCCCGCUCAUUAUUCUGGAGUUUGGCGUUUCUGGCGUGCCUCCUGGCCGCCACGGUUCCCCAGAAGCUGCUGGAGUUCAGGUACUUCAUCGUCCCAUAUCUGAUGUACCGCUUGCACAUGCCCCUUCCCUCUCUUCCGAGACUAACUGGGGAGUUUCUUCUGUACACUGCGAUAAACGCUGCCACGAUUUACAUCUUCAUCAGCAAGAUAUUCCACUGGCCCGACAGCACAGCCACUCAGAGGUUCAUGUGGUGAACAUUAAAAACAAUGAAGACAGCUGAUAUCAGGAAAUCAGAGAACCACGAUAAUUAUGACAUUUCCAAAAUUUCAAAUUCAACAAACCUUUCAGUCUCAGAGUGAGACGGUGAAGGUUUGAAGGACUGAUAUGCUGUGAUUUGUUUUCAAUGACAGGAGGCAGUGGUGCUUUCAGUGUGAAUUAGUUCACAAAUAUAAAAAAAAAAAGUGCUUCAAAGAGAACUCAUUUUGUAAAAGCUCUUCAGUUUUUGGUUUUGAAAAUUCAAGAAGUGUUUCAGAUUAUACAUUCCUAUUACAGCAGCUUAUUUUGAUCAAUUUCACUGUAAAUGAAGUUCUUUUGUACUGAAUAUUCAAGUUUUUUGCUGUAUGCUUCAUGUUAGAUGCAGAUUAACAUGGCCUGAAGUUGGUAUUUUGACCUUUUUUUUUUUACUAUUAUUCAAAUUAUAAAAAUUUACGCUUUUUCAUGAAUUGAACUGUUGACUUGGAAAAACACUUUUUGUGUUUUGAGAUGAUUUUUUUCAUGAGUGAAAGUUUUUGAAAAACACAUGAGCUCUUCAGCCCCAGUUCCCGAAGGGUGGGACGCUAAAAUUUUGAUAAAAAAUAGACACUAGACACAAAAUAGACACAAAAAAAUGUUGGGCCAGGGAGAGUAAAAUGCAAAAAAAAAAAAAAAAAAUUGGUAUCUGUGCAGAUUUGAGACAAGCUGUCAGGUUCUCCAGUGUGGUUCUGAUCAUUUGCUGGUUUGGAUUAGAGCUGCGCUGUGAGAUUCACAUUGAUUUCCUGUCAGCUUUAAAGUAAAGAGUGGUUGCGUACGUGCUCGUGAGCCUGCAUUGCUCUAUAGGCCGUCACAGACUCGUUACGCCGCUGUUUGCUGCCAUCCAAAAAAAAAAGCCUUUUUUCAGGGAAGACUUUGUAUACUUCAGCAGGACAAUCCCAAACCACGCUCUGUUUCUAUGACAACAGCUUGGUGCUGUAGUACAAGUGUCAGGAGUUGCAAGAUUUUCAGUUAAGGCUCCUGUGAGGAACGUUCACUUUGUAUUAACAUUGGCGCCCCCUGUGGACAAAGCAGUCUUCACUCGUCUUGUCCGCUACAUGCACUAGUAAAUAUUCAUGACAACAAAUCUCAUCCUGCUGACUUUUGACGGUCAGAUGUCGUAUUUAUUGUGACUAUUUUUGGUGUAAAUUGUUAAAACAGGGCUUGGACCUACCCCCUCACUCACACUGAUUUCAGACUAUAUCAAAUAUAGAAACCCAAUUUUUCUGUCUGUUCCUUUUUAAUUGUCUUUAAAUUGUUGUAGGAAUAUCCUGUUCUCUUAUCCUCUGAAUGUUUCCCAUAGGCUGUUUUCAUUUGACCACAUUUGUCUGUGUGAUGAUUGUAUGUGAAGGAUCUCAUUUCCAAAAAUACUUUCUGUUUUAAGUCUGUGCUUUUUCCUUUGACAGUUAUUCAGCUCUAUAUUUCACCCCGACUGCUUUAUGAAUUUUGUGCAAAAAGAUGAAUAAAAACAUUUUGCAUAAGUUAUUCUCAA